Serpula lacrymans var. lacrymans S7.9 is the source of this 1052-nucleotide messenger RNA. RefSeq lists its product as uncharacterized. The annotation marks the transcript as partial. Gene Ontology annotation, molecular function: protein-folding chaperone binding. The transcript is spliced from 2 exons. Lineage: Eukaryota; Fungi; Basidiomycota; Agaricomycetes; Boletales; Serpulaceae. The record is from RefSeq and is a predicted model, not a curated record.
AUCUUCAUUUCAACUUGAAACCCCCAGCUAAGCCUAUCAUACUCCAACAUGUUCGCUUAUCAGCCAAAUCCCAUCUCCAGCCCCUUCUUUGCCAGCCCGCGCACGUAUGGAUAUCCUUACCAGUCUUAUGACUACGCUCCUCGUGUGCCUUCAAGGUAUGCGUACGCACGAGCUCUAGCCGAAGAAGAACGCAGGGAGCGCGAGAGGCUUGCUCGUCAGAGCCGCUACUUUGCAUCGCCUUACGACCCAUAUGAAGAGGACUAUGACAAUGCGGAUGUCUUCGUUCCAGCAUAUCGACGCGGUAUCGACGUGCGCGAACAAGCCUAUCUCCAGGCACUGAAACAGCGCGAGCUCGAACGUUUGCACGCUCUGCAUGCAGCUGAAGAGGAGAAGCGAAGACAGAGAGCUGAAGAAGAAGUUCUGCAGCGAUUCUUCAACAAUUCACGCGGCACAAAUGACUCACUUCAUCGAAAUUCUCGAUCAAAGUCUCGUACCCCACCCUCCUCCACAAGAAUUCCUAUCAAUGUUACAACGCGUUCCGCCUCACCUACCCACUCUACAACUCCCGAAUUACCUCACAGUAUGAGUGAUUCCACUAGCGAGGCGCGAGAAGCCGCUGCGCGGACUAUUCAGUCGUUUUAUCGGACUCAGCGUGCUCUUCACGCCAUCUCUCACCUCCGCCGUGAGCUCGAUUCACUUAUAUCCGACUUUUCAUACCCUCGCAAUCUUGACUUUCUGGUUGACGGACGGACAAUCUCUGUCGAUGUCCCUUCCACCUUUAACGAGAGCAUAGCAGACAACUGCAGGGAAGAGAUCGCCAUGGCUCCAAAGCUUGCCUACACCCCGACAAACGUGCCAUUUCGCGUUUAUGACGACAAGCUGCAGAAACUCCUUGCAAAGCUCGAUGCUGUUUCCACUGAGUUUUUGACGGGUGAGGAACGUAAGCGCGUCAGGGAAUCUCGCCGUGAAGUGGUUCGCGAUACAGAGCGUGAGGCUGCGCGACUGGAGCGGUGGGUGAAGCGUGUUUGGGAAUCGAGACGAGAUGGAGAGGA